AUGACAAGCGCACAUACAUUUCUCGCUUUGUUGAGGUUGGUUCUUUUUGUUCAAGUCACGUUUGCCCAGACAGGAACGGACCUCAAAGCUUUGUUCGAGGAGUUAUUUAACACACGAGCCUACAAUAAGAACGCAUCACCACAUGUCAAAUUAAGCGAUCCAAUUACAAUAAACAUUGCGUUCUUCCUACAAGGAAUCAACUAUUUGGACGAGGUGGAGGAAAAACUAGCCACCACGGCAAACCUCAAGUUAGAAUGGAAAGACGCAUUCCUGUCAUGGGAUAAAAAACAUUUCAAUAACAUCUCCUAUUUUUAUGUUUCUCAGGACGAAGUGUGGAAACCAGACAUCUCAUUAAAUAACGGUUUCACCAAACUGACAGGACUUGGCGACAAGGUGAUUCUGGUGAAGGUAGAUAAUCAUGGGGAAAUACUAUGGAAUCCGCAGGAAGUUUUCGAGACAAAAUGUGACAUAGAUAUAACAAAAUUCCCAUUCGAUAGGCAAUCUUGCAACCUGGUAUUUGUGAUGUGGGCACACUCGCCACAGGACGUUAGUUUAGCAUUGAAGGAAUCGCCAUUACAUACAGAUCUAUACGAACAAAACGGAGUAUGGGACCUUUAUUCAUCCAGUAUUAAACUGGAUAAGGGCAACAUCGUGAUAUCUUUGACGCUGGACCGGAAUUCAAACUUUUAUAUACUUACCACCAUCUGUCCCAUCAUCUUACUUUCAUUUUUGGACAUUUUCACAUUCGUCAUCCCUGUCGAAAGUGGAGAGAAAAUAGGAUACAGCAUGACUGUGCAUCUGGCGUUUGCCGUUCUCCUUACCAUAGUCAGCUCAUCACUACCCGUCAAUUCCCGUACUGCAUCAUACCUGGCUGUGUAUGUGAUCAGCCUACUUAUCAAAGGGACCGCCAUCGUUAUGGUGACUGUCAUCCAGGUUCGACUCCAUCAUCGUCCAGAUAAUAUCGAAUUGUCUCCAACCUUUCGGUAUAUCGUCAAGAUAAAUCGGAGAAUAAAUGCAUGCUCAAGAAAAAAGGUUCAACCAAAGACAGACAAUACUAGGAACGAUAUUUUCUCUCUGGAUUCCUCUCCGCACGUUACAAUGGUGAAGAAGCAUCCAGAAUCCCCCAGACUUCAAUCGGACGCACAUUGUGACAGCGAAUCGGAUGGAAAUGAUAUGUAUACGUGGUCUAACGUCUCUGCGGCUCUAGAUGGCUUCUUUUUCUGCUUCUUCACGGCUGUAGACGUUAUUCUGGUCAGCGUAUUUUUCAAGGCACUACUGUGAAUACAGCCAAAGUAGCAAUUCCUGAUGAAGGCUGAUCACGAAUAUGGUCACUGUUUUGUAUACAAUCAGAGAUUUGAUAUCAGUGAUUUUUGAAACAGAACGUAAAAAGCUCUUUAAGUAUAUAAAGUAAAAUUUUCAAUAAAUCCGAUGACUGAA
This is a messenger RNA of Pecten maximus, 1437 nucleotides long. Its product is annotated as neuronal acetylcholine receptor subunit alpha-3-like. The coding region runs from base 1 to 1281 and encodes 426 amino acids. Gene Ontology annotation, cellular component: neuron projection; membrane; synapse. Gene Ontology annotation, molecular function: extracellular ligand-gated monoatomic ion channel activity; transmembrane signaling receptor activity; neurotransmitter receptor activity. The transcript has a single exon. The record is from RefSeq and is a predicted model, not a curated record. Gene Ontology annotation, biological process: signal transduction; regulation of membrane potential; chemical synaptic transmission. Lineage: Eukaryota; Metazoa; Mollusca; Bivalvia; Pectinida; Pectinidae.